UCAAAAUGGUUUGCUGCCGUUCCGUGGAAGUGGAAGAUCGAAGAAUAAAAAAACCUUAUUUGGGAGGAUGGAAGCAUAAAAUUACCCAAGUAGAGUAUUUAAAUGCCGAAUCGCAAACAGGCCCCCUAAGGAAGCCAGAAAAAGAAAAAUGCAGUAAAAAAGUGCAAUAUAUUUCUUGGACAGAUGUAUUUACGCAAACACCAUGCGUUCAUCCAACACAGAUGUGGCGAUCUGAUUACUUUAUAUCGGCCGAAUCCGAUAAAUAUAUAACAUCAAAACCAUACGAAACAUACGAAGAAAUGAUGAAACGACUGGAUUACGAUGGAAAGGCGCGAAUUAUCCAAAGAAACUAUAGAAUAUACAAAUUAUUGAAGUACAUCAAAGAAUAUGCGAGACAGUAUCGAGAGUUAGUCAAAGGUUGUAAGUUAUACGAGGCAGAAAAGGUAAUGUUAUACAGGAAGAGGCAUCAGCAGGAAAUUCUUCGAACAAUUAAUCCCAAAACUCGAUCGGAUUUUGAUCUGUUGUAUGAUUUGGUUGAAAAAUGGAGACGCGAUCGCCUUGAAUGUGCGAAGCUACGUUUCUUUAAACCUGCGAGAUGUGCAGAAAAUUACGAAAUUUUGCAAAAGACCAUAGAAAUGCUGAAUGUAAUCGACGAGAAAAGACAGGCGGUGAAGCAGCGCUACAGGAAGCGGAAACGCGUGAAAUUUGUUGCGGUUAAUUGCAAGCCUAUUCUGUGGAACGGUUACAAGAAUAAAUUGCUGGAAAUGGACACAAUGAGAAACCAGAAGGCAAGAGAAUUGAAAAUGAUUUACGACUCGUUGAUGAACUACGACGUUACUCGCGAGGAACGCAUGGAGGUGCUCACGAUACUGAAGAAAUCGUUGGAGAUACACAAUUGUGUGUCUGUUUUCCAUUUGAUACGACUCUUGGAAGAAGAGCUGACCUACUUGGCAAGGGGGAUGAAAAGCAUGUCGUUAGGCUACUUUCGAGAAAGAAUAGUUUACAGCUACAUGAACUUUUUACGGACGUCGCACUCGUGCUGUUGCGUGAACAACGACAGAUACUUUUGUAAGAACGUAGAUGAUGAAAAAUUACGAGAACCAAUUGAACCUAUAACGAAAUUGUGUCACAGUUGUUUGAAAUUGCUUCCUAUUCACCAAUUCACUAUUCACGGAAGGAUGAAAAGGCUGUCUACUUGCGUUGGUUGUACUUGGUUGCGUGAACGAAAUAUUAGACACGUGAACUACGACCCUUACAAAUUUCUGCUGGACUGUGUGCGCUGUGAGGAAGCGAAAAGAGAAUCACCUUCGGCCAUCGCGUUUAUGAUGCAAAAACACGACAUGUACCAUUUGGUGAACAAUAUUUGGCACGGCCACUCAGUAGUCAGUGAAAAUAGAGAUAUGUUCCUAUUACGGAUCGUCCGAUACGACGUAAACGAGGAGUGGUCACCGUGGAAUUGUAUCCUCUUAACCGAGGAAGAGGCUGACGUUCAUUGCAGGAUCAAGGAUUUCGCGAGCGUAUACUCGAAGCCACUUAUCGAAAAAAUCUUGUUGUCUCAUCAGUUAGCGAAAAACCAAUUCAAGCAUUUGAGACAGUUUGAGAAGGAGUUUCAAGAUAAAUUUCACAAAAUCGAGGAUAAAGCGGUGUACAAUCCAGCGAUCAAAGUGGACGAUUAUCUUUUUACGUGAUAUACUUUGCUGUAUCUAAUUGUCUGUUUACUCUUUCAAUAUAAUCAAACUAUAAGGUCAUUUUCUACUUAAAUAUAUUUAUAUACAGUGUGGUUGGUAAC
Messenger RNA from Bombus pyrosoma, 1789 nucleotides. Its product is annotated as IQ and ubiquitin-like domain-containing protein. Gene Ontology annotation, biological process: cilium assembly. Gene Ontology annotation, cellular component: motile cilium; acrosomal vesicle. The transcript has 6 exons. The record is from RefSeq and is a predicted model, not a curated record. NCBI's taxonomy places the organism in Eukaryota, Metazoa, Arthropoda, Insecta, Hymenoptera, Apidae. The coding region runs from base 6 to 1688 and encodes 560 amino acids.